Caenorhabditis elegans is the source of this 535-nucleotide messenger RNA. It is a transcript of the gene T25B9.12, whose product is annotated as Ovule protein. The transcript has 4 exons. The record is from RefSeq and is marked reviewed. The coding region runs from base 89 to 295 and encodes 68 amino acids. NCBI's taxonomy places the organism in Eukaryota, Metazoa, Nematoda, Chromadorea, Rhabditida, Rhabditidae.
UUUGUGUUUUUAUUUUGUUUUAAUAUUCUCGUUUGCAAUGAAAAUCUGUAAUUUAUUUUUGUUUCUCUUCUCAAUCUUUACUAUCAGAAUGGCUGUCUUGGCGGAAUAUCUUGAGCCAACAUUGUCCACAAUUGAAAAAUGCCACAAUGAAGUGAAGCAAAAAGAAAAAUGUAGCUGCCAUAAGAAGGACAUGUUUUGUAAUAGAUCAUUUGCAGUGAACCAUUGGAACAGUAUUUUCCGUUGCCUCUCGACAGCUCAAAAAUCAGCCAAAGGUGAUGCAAAAAUGAUAAAAUGAACGUUUUGUGUGCUUCAUCAUGUCCACUUCAUCGAACUUCUUCCUCGAUUCGUGCCCCACUCUGACAAUGUUUUGUUUUAUUUUAGCGAUGUCUGCAACUUUGUCCAUUGAUAAGAAAAAGUGGCACGACUUUCGUCUCGUAUCACUUUUUUCUCAUUGAUGGCAUGUUCGGAUACAUUUAACUCGUCGUGUAAUAUUAGAACUCGUUUGUGGAUUAUAAAUAAUUUUUAAACUCAUGAA